Molecule: messenger RNA, 1762 nt
Organism: Glycine soja
Lineage: Eukaryota; Viridiplantae; Streptophyta; Magnoliopsida; Fabales; Fabaceae
Product: PI-PLC X domain-containing protein At5g67130-like
Exons: 8
Coding region: 297-1391 (364 amino acids)
Biological process (GO): lipid metabolic process
Molecular function (GO): phosphoric diester hydrolase activity
Source: RefSeq, a predicted model, not a curated record
AAGUUGGAAAGUGGAAACCUUUCACACUCUCGUUAGUCAAGUACAACAAUUAUUAUUUUUUAAUUGCUUUCGUUUCCAAAUAAUUAAUGCAGCAUAACAUAACCAUUAACCGCUUUCCCUUUUGGCAGCACUUGAGAAUUGAGAACUCCACGAGAUCCUUUCUUUUCCUCAGCCAAAACACAAAACCAAAACAGAAACCUUUUGAUAUAAAUUAUACUUCUUAUUGUGGUUCUCUUCCCUUUCUGUUAUUCACUUCCUUUUAGACACCACACUAAUCCAGAUUAGACAUUGUACAAAUGGGUUCUCUGUUGUUCUUGCUUUUGGUUAUUGUUCUUCCAUUGUGUUAUUGUGUUGAUGCUGCUUGCUCUAAUGGAAACUGCAAGGUAAAUGAUGAGUGCUCGUCUAAUGGUGAUUGUGGAGCCGGUCUCUAUUGCUUCUCAUGCCCACUUGGAUAUUUAGGCUCUAGGUGUGUGAGAUCUUCCAUCACAGAUCAAUUCAAGCUCACAAAUAACUCUCUACCAUUCAACAAAUAUGCAUUUUUGACAACGCACAAUGCGUUUGCCAUUGAUGGAGAGCCAUCACACACAGGAGUGCCUCGAGCUACCAUCACUAACCAAGCAGACAGUGUAACAGAGCAGCUCAAAAAUGGAGUUAGGGCACUAAUGCUAGAUACAUAUGAUUUUCGUGGAGACGUGUGGUUAUGUCAUUCAUUUCAAGGCCAGUGCUAUGACUUCACAGCUUUUGAACCCGCUAUAGAUACACUGAAGGAAAUUGAAGCUUUUCUAUCAGCCAACCCAGCAGAAAUUGUCACACUCAUAUUGGAAGAUUAUGUUAAAACACCAAAAGGAUUGACGAAAGUCUUCGCCAAAGCUGGUUUGAUGAAGUUUUGGUUUCCUGUGACUCGAAUGCCAAAAAGAGGAGGAGAUUGGCCUCUAGUGAGUGAUAUGAUUGCUAAAAAUCAAAGAUUACUAGUGUUCACUUCGGUCAGGUCUAAGGAACAAAGUGAAGGCAUUGCAUACCAGUGGAAUUACAUGGUUGAAAAUCAGUAUGGGGAUGGAGGAAGGAAAGCAGGAAGUUGUCCACACAGAGCAGAAUCUUCUCCUCUUGAUGACAAGAGCAAGUCCUUAGUGUUGGUAAACUAUUUCCGCUCUACGCCAUUUAAGCCUAUUGCAUGUGAAGAUAACUCUGGAGGACUCAUUGACAUGCUACAAACCUGUCAUGGUGCUGCUGCCAACAGGUGGGCUAAUUAUCUUGCUGUUGAUUAUUACAAGAGGAGUGAAGGAGGAGGUUCGUUUCAAGCCGUGGACACUCUGAAUGGGAAGCUCUUGUGUGGUUGUAAUGAUGUGCAUGCGUGUGUGCCUGGAUCUACUUCACAAGCUUGCUCAGCAUAGAAAGCAUAGCAACGAGCUUCUUGAAAUGUUUCAUCCCACGCUUCCUGGUUCUGAAUACCAUAUUUUAUGCAGCCACAGGGUUACCAAAUGUAUUUGAUUGACAACUAUGAAUGCGUUGGUUAUAGUUAAUAGAACAUGUUUAAAUUUGUAAGCGAAAAUCAUAGGAAACCUUCGGUGUUUCAAUAUGAAGAUGCUUCUUUUGGGCAGAUUACAACCAAAUUAGGUGCUAUGUGACUCCCUAUAAAUUUGUUUAGCAAUUUAGAACGAAGCUGCUUUUGUUAGCAGUUCCAAAAUUUGUAUUUGUGGUCAUUACAUGGAAAAACUGUUGAGUCGUGUUUUGCAUGAAAGCUUUAAUACGCUUUUCAAAAAAA